Messenger RNA from Kwoniella botswanensis, 954 nucleotides. RefSeq lists its product as uncharacterized. NCBI's taxonomy places the organism in Eukaryota, Fungi, Basidiomycota, Tremellomycetes, Tremellales, Cryptococcaceae. The record is from RefSeq and is a predicted model, not a curated record. The coding region runs from base 1 to 954 and encodes 317 amino acids. The transcript is spliced from 4 exons.
AUGAAGAAAUUCAAGAGAUUCUUAAAAAGCAAGGAUAAUGGUUCGAGCUCUCGAUCGAGAACUGUAGGUAGCUCGAUAGCCAGCAGCUCUAGGCAGUCUACAUUUUCCCAGUCCGGUUCAAUCAGCGGACCGCCACCUUCGUACUCGUCUCUUGGAUCUAGGCCCCCCACGCUAUCCCAAGAACAAAUGAAAGAUCUGUAUCCCUAUCCCAUCUUCGCAGCAGAUCAUCACACUGAGGCUAUCGACGUUCGAAUCAUCGAUUUGAUGGCACCACCAAAAAGCGGACACUGGCAUCAUGCUGGAGACUCGACCCACCCAAAUACCGAUACUGUAAACAACUCUGGAGUACCUCCUUUCAAUUUCUAUGAGCUCAAAGGAAGUAUGAGAGAAUAUGCAGAAUCUCACAUGCAAGUCGCUAAAGACUUGAUGCCUCGAUUUAGAACAGAAGCCGUGAAGAUGUGGCGAUCAGAUCCAUCGCAUGUCACCCCUUCAUCCACCAAAGAUGAAAGUACGAUCAAGUGGAAAGAGAUGCUUGACACCUACGCUAACGCAUGUAAACAAAUUUGCGAUACUAAUCCUAACGUCACUUGGCGAAAGCAAAAAGCCUUGGGUCAUUGGUUGGCGUUCGCGGUCGACGAGAAACCGCUUGACAUGGUCUCUAACACUGAUGUCGAAUCAGGCACUGCCACUGCUACCCCGCAAAAGUUUGAUAUCGAAUCUGCAACUGCUCUCAAUCACCUUUUACGGGAUAUGGACAGUCCCGAAGAUCUAAACUCAUUCUUGCAAGAUCCUUCCUCACGUUUAGAGGACAGCCUGAUUAGAGAAUGGACGGGUUUGAGGGGGAGAUAUCCAAAUAUCGUAGAUUCGAAAGACCCAGACGCCAGGAAGACAUUGUCUUCGUUUGAGGAAAGAAAAAUAUUGCUACACAAGCUUCUUUCAGAAGAUGAAUCAUGA